AAGGUACAUAUAUAUAUAUAUUUGUGGAUUUUUGUGUAAAAGUUUUUAGUAUACUUUGUGUAGAGAGAGAAUUAAAAUAGUUAUUGUUGAUAGGAUUCAUACAAGAUUCAACAUUGGAGAAGCUAUUAUGUAUUGUUUUGUAUAUGAGAUACAAAUUAAUAUCAUUUAUUUUAUUGAAUGUAGAUUUAUUACUUUGAUUUUUUUUUGGCUAAUUUGAAUGUAUAUUUGCAUUGCAGAUAAAAUCUUUCAACAUAAAUAUGAGAAUGAAGGGAUUUUUUAUGGUUGCUAUUGUAUUGUGUAAACUUUUAUGUUAUUGCAAAUCUCAAGAACAAUCAGUAAAAUUAUCAAGAGAUGAACUUCUUGAAAUAGAGAAUCAACUUGAGCGACUGAACAAAUCAUCAAUCAAAACUAUAAAAACACAACAUGGAGAUAUUUAUGAUUGUAUUGAUUUUUACGAACAACCAGCAUUUGAUCAUCCUUUGUUGAAGAAUCACAAAUAUGAUUUUCAAAUGGGACCUUCUUCUCAUCCCAAUCCGAUGGUUAGGGAAAACAAACCUCCAAAAAAUGUGAAACAAGUAUCGAUAAAUAAUGGGUUAAAAGGUGAAAAAUGUCCAACUGGGUUCAUUCCAAUAAGAAGAAUUACCAAGGAAGAUCUUAUCAGAGCCAAAUUAUUUACAAAGUCAUAUACUUCAAGAAUUAAUUCUCCUCCUACUUUUCAUCAUGCACUUGUUUACACAUCCGAUCCAACCAAGAAAUACAAUGGAGGUGGAACAUUUGCAAGUUUUUACACACUAUAUAAUGUCACUGGCUCACAAUAUACUUUUGGUCGAAUAAAAUUGCAAAAUGGACUUGAUAUCAUUCAAGCUGGUUGGGGAGUAAAUCCUAGUGUAUAAGGGGAUAAUAA
Cannabis sativa is the source of this 904-nucleotide messenger RNA. RefSeq names its product protein neprosin-like. Lineage: Eukaryota; Viridiplantae; Streptophyta; Magnoliopsida; Rosales; Cannabaceae. The transcript has 5 exons. Bases 258 to 893 code for a protein of 211 amino acids. The record is from RefSeq and is a predicted model, not a curated record.